This is a messenger RNA of Prosopis cineraria, 1693 nucleotides long. Its product is annotated as putative lipase ROG1. Lineage: Eukaryota; Viridiplantae; Streptophyta; Magnoliopsida; Fabales; Fabaceae. The record is from RefSeq and is a predicted model, not a curated record. Bases 347 to 1570 code for a protein of 407 amino acids. The transcript is spliced from 10 exons.
AGCAACGUCAACGAAAACUUCAGAGUCAAGGAAUUGAAUGUAUCGAUGGGCAGCAUUGCCUCGGAGUGAGGACUAGCAAUGGAGGUCCAAGCCCCAUCCUCCGCAUUUUUUCUUUCUCUGAUACGACGGAAGAUAUUUUAGCACAAGAUCGGUCGCGAACCCAUAUUGACUAUUCUGAAUCACGAUUCCUCAGCCCUGGCACUGAUUUUUCUAUCAGCACAGUGAAAUCUAUUAACCGGAACUGCUUCCAACGGGCCUUAUUUUACCUCUCGCUCUCCCACAUCGAAACGACACGCAAAAACUGAACGAUAGCAACUCAGUAUCGUUCUGUUCUCCGACCUCACUCAUGGCUUCUCUAGAUGGGGAACGACUACAAAGGGUUGAAGAAGCAGAGGGAUCAAAGAAGAAGGAGCUCAAUGGAUUAAAGGAGAGGAAGAAGAGUAAAAAGAAUUCAUACAUGCCGAAGCUUAGCUGUCUCAGAAUCGAACACGAUGCGACGGGGAAAAGUUUUGAUUUGGAGGUUGUUGAUGCUUCUGGACAGCGCCCCCAUCCCACUCACUUGAUUAUAAUGGUCAAUGGUCUUAUAGGCAGUGAUCGGGAUUGGAAAUUUGCUGCAAAGCAGUUUCUCAUGAGGCAUCCAUAUGAUAUUAUUGUACACUGCAGUGAAUGUAAUUCUUCUAUGCUGACAUUUGAUGGUAUUGAUGUGAUGGGAGAGAGACUAGCUGGGGAGGUCAUAUCAGUUAUAAAGCGUCACCCAGGUGUUCAGAAAAUUUCAUUUAUUGGUCAUUCUUUAGGUGGCCUGGUUGCAAGGUAUGCAAUAGCCAAGCUUUAUGAGAGGGACAUUUCAAAGGAAAUUGCUCGGGAGAAUGGACACUCUGGAAGUCACAAUUCGGAUCCAGCACGCCAUAAAAGGAAAUCUGAAGGAAAAAUUGCAGGACUAGAGCCCUUAAAUUUCAUAACCUCUGCAACGCCACACCUUGGAUCUAGAGGUCAUAAACAGGUUCCGGUUUUAUGUGGAUUUCACUCUCUGGAGAAAGCAGCAACUCGUUUUUCAUGGUUUCUUGGCAAGACAGGGAGACAUCUUUUUUUGGCUGAUAAAGACAAGGGGAAGCCUCCACUUCUUGUUCAGAUGGUUUAUGACAAUGAAGAUAUGAAAUUUUUAUCUGCUUUGCAGUCCUUCAAACGGCGUGUUGCCUAUGCAAAUGUUCGUCAUGAUCAACUUGUGGGAUGGAGUACAUCGUCUCUAAGGCGUAGGAAAGAACUCCCCAAGCCCAUAAAUCUUCCACGGCACGAGAAGUAUCCACAUAUUGUAAAUGUGGAGGCAGCAAAUCCCACUAAUUUUCCUGAGGAAGUUCUUGCUGAAACCAACGUUAAUGGGCCCGAUAAAAUUGACCUGGAAGAGGAGAUGAUAAGAGGCUUGACAAAAAUGAGCUGGGAUCGCAUUGAUGUGAGUUUCAGUGGCAGCAGACAGAAAUAUCUAGCGCAUAAUACUAUUCAGGUCAAAUUCCACUGUAUCAACUCUGCCGGAGCAGACGUUAUCCAGCAUAUGAUUGACAAUUUUGAAUUAUAGUUCCCCUGCUAUUUUAUUCUGUUUGAGCCCUUUCUUAUACAAGGGAGCUUCGGAAGAGGAAUUGUGCAGACACAAUAACAGUGUUAAUGAUAUAGAAGAAAGAAUGUGUGGCAUUUAAUUUUA